Molecule: messenger RNA, 1718 nt
Organism: Diospyros lotus (date-plum)
Lineage: Eukaryota; Viridiplantae; Streptophyta; Magnoliopsida; Ericales; Ebenaceae
Product: cytochrome P450 71A1-like
Exons: 2
Coding region: 25-1518 (497 amino acids)
Molecular function (GO): monooxygenase activity; heme binding; oxidoreductase activity, acting on paired donors, with incorporation or reduction of molecular oxygen
Source: RefSeq, a predicted model, not a curated record
UCGUGAUAUCUCUUGCAGAGAAAGAUGACAGUGUUUCUUCUCCUUCUCUUAGCAAUCCCUAUAGUUUUCUUCGUCCUCCAAAAACUAAAGCAAAGUGGAGGAAGAUUUCAGCUCCCACCAGGGCCUCCAAGGCUCCCCUUUGUUGGAAACUUGCACCAGCUUGACAAAUCGGCUCUCUAUCGCCAUCUAUGGCAACUCUCCAAGAUUUAUGGCCCCCUCAUGUCUCUGCAACUCGGUUCUCGACCCAUUCUUGUGGUUUCCUCAGCAAAGAUGGCCAAACAGUUCUUGAAAACCCAUGACGCUCAGUUCGCCGGUCGGCCUUCUAUGGUUGGCCAACUGAAGCUGUCUUAUAAUGGUUUAGAUUUAGCUUUUGCACCUUUUGAUGACAACUGGAGAGAAAUGAGAAAGAUUUGCAAUCUUCACCUAUUCGGUGCCAAGAGAGUUCAGUCCUUUCGUUCCAUUCGAGAAGAUGAAGUUUCAAAAAUGAUCAAGAAGAUUAACAAGCUUGCCUCUGAUUCAAAACCCAUCAAUUUGAGUGAGAUACUGCUUUCUUUGACGAACACCAUUAUUUGUAGGAUUGCUAUUGGAAAAAGCUAUGAUGACGAGAGCUGUGAGAAAAGUAGGUUUCAUGAUGUUCUUGGCGAAAUCGAAGAGAUGUUAGGAGGCUUCUUCUUCUCAGACUAUUUACCAUGUAUGAGUUGGGUUGAUAAACUUACAGGACAAUCAAUUCGGCUUGAGAGAACUUUCAAGGCAUUAGAUGGAUUCUUGCAACAAGUCAUUGAUGAGCAUCUGAUAGAUAAAAAGAGUGGUAAGAUUGGAGGAGAGGAUAUUAUUGAUGUCUUACUUCAGUUAAAAGAUGAUGGCUCAUCCACAAUCAAGCUCUCAAUGGAUCACAUCAAAGCAGUUCUUAUGGAUAUAUUUGCUGCUGGGACAGACACAAGUGCAGUCACGUUGGUUUGGAUAAUGACAGAGCUAGUAAAGAAUCCAGAAGCCAUGAAAAAAAUUCAAGACGAAGUAAGAAACAUUGACACGGAGAAAGAAAUUCUGUAUGAAACUGAUCUCCAACACCUUCCUUACCUUGAAGCAAUAGUGAAAGAAACAUGGAGAUUGCACCCUCCAGCUCCAUUGUUAGUUCCGCAUGAAACAAUUCAACAAUGCACCAUCGGUCCCUACACAAUUCAGCCAAAAACCAUAGUUUUCGUGAAUGCUUGGGCAAUUGGAAGAGAUCCAGAUUCUUGGGAGAACCCAGAAGAGUUUCUCCCGAAUAGAUUCAUCAACAGUUCUAUUGAUUUUAAAGGACAAAAUUUUGAAUUGAUUCCAUUUGGUGCUGGACGAAGAAUAUGCCCCGGAAUUCAUUUGGGAGUUGUUAUGGUGGAGCUUGCUCUAGCAAAUCUUGUACGUUCCUUUAACUGGGAAGUCCCUUUUGGGUUGAAAAAGGAGGAUAUUGAUACAGAAGUUAGACCAGGAAUAACUAUGCAUAAGAAAACUCCUUUAUGUCUCUUAGCCACCAAGUAUUAGAGAGUCAUUUGUAUAUUAUGUAAAUAUGUUCUAUGUAUAUAGUUAUCUAUCUAUCUAUCUAUAUAUAUAUAUAUGCAGUUUCAAGAUUCAGUCGUAGUUCACUUGUGGUAAUGAAGACAAAGAAAGUUCAGUAAUUUGUACGUAUGUAACAUUAAUACCAAACUCAAUGGUCCAAAAUUGCCAUAAUAUAUGCCUUUGAU